This is a messenger RNA of Caenorhabditis angaria, 847 nucleotides long. The record is from the annotation of a GenBank genome assembly. NCBI's taxonomy places the organism in Eukaryota, Metazoa, Nematoda, Chromadorea, Rhabditida, Rhabditidae.
AUGAAUUCUUUGCAAAUUUUGAAAAAGGAGAUGCGACUGAAAAUGACUGAAAAGCUCAAAAAUAUUGAGAAUAUUCGAGAGCAAUCGGAAAAUGUUGCGAAAUUUGUGCUGAAAUCGGAAUGGUUUCAGAAUUCUGGGAGAAUUUCGAUUUAUGUGAGCACAAAUGGAGAAGUUGAAACUGAUGGGAUUAUAAGAUCGGCUUUGGAGUUGGGAAAACAUGUUUUUAUACCAAUGGUGAAUUUUUGGGGGUUUUCUGAUAAUUUUUGAAAUCAGAAUUUUUUGCUGAAAAUCAUGGAAUCUUCAGCAAUUUUCAGUGGUUUCUUGAAAUUCAGAACAAAAUUCUUGUGAAUUCCUUUUUCCCAAAUUCAAAAAUAAAAAAAUUCCAUUGAAGUUCACCAAGGGAAAUCUCCAAAUGGAUAUGGUUCGAAUUCCAAGCCUGGAUGACUUCGAAAAACUUCCGAUAACUCUUUGGGGAAUCAGGCAACCGAAUCCAGCGUGGAAUUGGGAAAAAUAUCAAACCUCCGGUAUUUAAUUACUUAAAUUGUUCCUCCCAACAAAAUUCUGGAAACGUUUCAGGUGCUUUUGAUGUUGUUCUGGUUCCUGGUGUUGCAUUUACACGGGAUUUGAAACGAUUGGGACAUGGAAUGGUGAGAAAUCUCGAUUUAUGUUCAAAUCAAGAAAUAUGAGCAAUUUUCAGGGUUACUAUGAUCGAUGGAUGAGUGAACAUGAGAAAUUGUUUGGCAAAAUGCCGAAACGUGUUGGUUUGGCGUUGAGCCAACAAAUUGUUGAGAGUGUUCCGGUUGGAGAAAAUGAUGUGGAUUUGGACGAGAUUCUUGUUGAUGUUUGA